UCAGCAACGGUAGGUUUCAGUAGUCCAAGAUGGCGGCGGAGAGCGGGUUGGUUAACAGAACUCACUUGGAGAACAACUACAGCCACGGACUCGAUGGCAAAGGCUCUAAAGGUGUCAAUGGAUUCAAAGAUUGCACCAUUUCCCAACGCAAGGCUCCAAAACCUGAAGCGAAAUCUGAAGAUGACAAUGAUUUGUUUCCCAGAACCAUGGAUUUGGGCAAAAAUAUCAGUCCCACCCCCCAACCAAAGGAAGGGAGUCAAGAAAAAGAUGUGAAGCCUGUGGAAGAGAAAAAAGUGGCCAGACCCAUCCAGAUUGUCGAGGCAAAUGAGCACAACUUUGAGCUGAACGCCACGGCACUGGAGGAAGUCCUGCUGCAGAAACAUGUGAAGGACCUGAACGUGGUUGUUGUGUCUGUGGCUGGAGCCUUUAGGAAGGGAAAGUCCUUCCUGCUGGAUUUCAUGCUGCGCUACAUGCACAACCGGGAUAAAGACUCAUGGAUAGGAGGUAAUGAUGAGCCCCUGACUGGGUUCACCUGGAGAGGAGGGUGUGAGAGGGAAACCACAGGAAUUCAGGUCUGGAGUGAAGUGUUUGUGGUGGAGAAGCCUGAUGGCAGCAAGGUUGCUGUGCUCCUUGUUGACACACAAGGAGCAUUUGACAGUCAGUCUACCAUAAAGGACAGUGCUACAGUUUUUGCCCUCAGCACAAUGACCAGCUCUGUUCAGGUGUACAAUCUCUCUUCAAACAUACAAGAGGAUGACCUGCAGCACCUCCAGCUCUUCACGGAAUAUGGCCGUCUUGCAAUGGAAGAGGUGUCCGAGAAACCUUUCCAGUCUCUAAUGUUCCUCAUUCGGGAUUGGUGUUUUCCUUAUGAAUACUGUUAUGGAAUGAAAGGAGGCAAUGAAUUUCUGGAUAAAAGAUUGCAGGUUAAACAUAAUCAACAUGAAGAGUUGCAGAAUGUGAGAAAUCAUAUCCAGCACUGUUUCUCCAACAUCAACUGCUUCCUGCUGCCACAUCCUGGCCUGAAGGUGGCUACUAACCCAAAAUUUGACGGCAGGCUGAGAGACAUCGAUGAAGAGUUCAAAAAAGAGUUGGCCCAGCUCGUGCCUCUUCUUCUGGCGCCGAGUCAGCUGGUAGAGAAAGAGAUCGGAGGCAACAAGGUCACCUGCAAAGAUCUUCUGGAGUACUUCAAGGCUUACAUAAAGAUCUACCAAGGAGAGGAGCUGCCUCACCCAAAGACCAUGCUGCAGGCAACAGCAGAGGCCAACAACCUGACAGCUGUGGCAGGAGCCAAAGACCUGUACAGCAAGAAAAUGGAGCAGGUCUGCGGUGGGGACAAGCCUUACGUCGCCCCGGCUGACCUGAAGCGCUGCCACGAGGAGAUCCGCGAUUACUCUGUGUCUUACUUCCGCUCUGUGAAGAAAAUGGGGGGCAAGGAGUUUUGCCAGCGCUACCAGAAUCAGCUGGAGUCAGAGCUGGAGGAAACCUACACCAACCUCACCAAGCAGAACGAUGGCAAAAACAUCUUCUACGCAGCACGCACCCCUGCCACGCUUUUCGCUGUCAUGUUCAUCACCUAUGUGGUGUCUGGAGUGACGGGUUUCAUCGGCCUGAGCACCUUAGCCACACUGGCUAACCUGGUCAUGGGCGUGGCGCUGCUGUCGCUCUGUGCCUGGGGUUACGUGAAGUACUCAGGAGAGUUUCGGGAGGUGGGAACGAUUAUAGAUGAGGUGGCAGAAGCACUCUGGGUGCAGAGGAUGGUAAGAAAGGUUCUGAAGCCAGUUACUGAACAAUACAUGGGGGAUAACAUGAGACAGACAGUGAUGAACUCUAUUAGAGCCAGCUUGACAGAACAAGGCUCGCAGCAAACAAGGUUAAAGACUGAUUGAUGCUCUUCCUCCUCAACUCUACCUGUUAUCUUCAUCAUCCUCCUCCUCACUCACUCGGCGUGUUCAGUCCUAGAACUGUGAAACUAGUUCAACACCAAAGCUGACCCACUUUUUUUUGUUUUUCCUGCCAAAUGUCCUUCAUCACAUAGCUGCCCCCCUCUUUAUUUGCCUGUCAAGGACUUGAGGCCCUUUGCCUGCUCUGCUCUUCAUCGCCCCCCAGUGCCUCAGCUCAGAUAUUGCAUGUUGACUGAGCAGAGUCCAGCCUCCUGCCAAAACACCUGACAAAUCUUCUCCAGUGUGCCAUGCUGCAUUGUGAUGCAUACUGAAGGCUGACACACACGUACACACAGAUUGAUGCUGGUAGUGAACUGCACUCGUAUCAUGAUUAAGCUGUAAUUCAGGGAAAACUGACACAGCUGUGGGCAGCUGUUAUCAGCAUUGGAUGCAAACUGAAUUCAUUUCGUCUUACAGGCCAGCUCAGUUUACACCCUCUUCUGCCUGGUGAUGGCUUGUCCUGCAAGAACAGACAACUAAUCGACUCGCAAAGCUCAUGAAGAUGUGACGCUCAAGUUUCUCUUGAUUCUACUGAAGUGAAAGUAAAUUAAAAUCUGAGUCGGAGGCAAUUUAAAGACAUUUAUCUACCACUCUGAACUGAAAAUAUGACUUCUGGACAAAAAUCAAAGCUGUAAUUCUUUUCUUUCUCUCUCUCUCUCUCUCUUUUCUGUCUGCCUCCUUUAUUAGUUUCCUGCACUACAUUUGGAAGACAAGUUAAUCAGGUAACAUUUGUAUAAUCCACAUCUGGGCUCCCAUCUUUGCCCUUGUUUCAUAUUCCGUGAUUAUCUCGUGAGUCUCAAUCCUCUUGUUCUUUACGCGUUAUAUCUGGACUUCUUGCAACAGACCUGACAGAUUUUGGCCCACUGCAUGCUGUUAAGAGCGGCCGUGAUGUAUCAUGAGGAGCUUUUAGAGUCCAGCUAUAGUGAGGUAGUUCAGUUUAAAUCUCAAUUUAAGUCGCACUAGUGCUGAUUGUUUGCAGUUUUAGGACCUACAGGCUGUAAGUUUGACUGUUGCUUUGGGAGCCCCAGCUCAGAUGUUUUGUACAUUAUUUACGGUAAAUUUGAUGCUUUUGUUUUUUUAUAAACCUAAUUAAAGGAUUACGUUUGAGGAGCUGUGUUUGUCCACUUUCUUGCUGAAAGUUGGAUGAGAAGAUGCGCAUAAAGCAACACUCAGCUGCUGGUUAGUUUAGCACAAAGACAUGAUUCAGGUGAAACCAGUGCCGGUGAAGCUAAGCUGAUCAGCUUUUACUUUAACUGACACAUGAGUGCUGUAGGUCUCGUCUUCUCAGCUCGCUCCCCAAACCCCUUACCUGACACUUUACCUGCCUUUUUGUUGAGGCAGCUGUCAGAGCUUCGAUCUCCAGAAUGAAAUGAAUAAAAUGUGCUUGACUGUUAAAUGAUCUAAAUAAAUCUGCCCUGUCGGUUUAACUCGUCACACUAACAGCUGCAUCACAUCUGUCUCUUUCACAUCGAUUCCAUCCACUGCUCACCUUAAGCACCAGUCUUGUACUGUACAGUCUUUUUUGUUUUUGUGUUUUUAUGUGUUCAUACUACAAAUCGGGCAUGUACGUUGGAUUAAAUAUUUAAAUAAACUCUGUGUACAUUUUAUAGCGAAUCAGUUGAAAAUGGUUAUUUUUUUGUUUUCCUCUCUUGUUGAUCAACUUACCAGUCUGUGGUUUAAGAAUGAUAAGUUGCUGCUGUAGGUUUAGUUUCUCCACGUGAGGAUCGACGUUAGUGGAAACGCGUGAAUAGAUCUGACAGGAAAAGCUUUUGAUUGUGAUGAGCGGGCAGGAGAAGGUGUCUGUCUGUCUUUUAAAGAUAUCUCUGGUAAUUUAUUUUUGAAUAAGAUGUUUACCUUAAGAAUAAAUCAUCAACACAA
Pelmatolapia mariae (spotted tilapia) is the source of this 3818-nucleotide messenger RNA. Its product is annotated as atlastin-2-like. The transcript is spliced from 15 exons. Gene Ontology annotation, biological process: endoplasmic reticulum organization; protein homooligomerization. Bases 30 to 1886 code for a protein of 618 amino acids. Gene Ontology annotation, molecular function: GTP binding; GTPase activity. NCBI's taxonomy places the organism in Eukaryota, Metazoa, Chordata, Actinopteri, Cichliformes, Cichlidae. The record is from RefSeq and is a predicted model, not a curated record.